AUGAAAAAUAUUCGCAAUUGGACUCAAAUUGGAGAACCAUUUUCGAUUGUACCAUCACCUCAUUCGCACAUUAUUUCUGUGGUAGUACCUUUACCUUCAUCAUCAGAUUUAUAUCAAGAUUUAGCAACAAAGAUGCAAGUGAUUGGUAGUGGAAUUCAAAUAAAAUCAAUUGAACAAAUUCGAAAUCCUCGAUUAGAAGGUUUAUAUGAAUUCAUGAAAACCAAUGUUGCAGGUCAAUGUCCACAAUCGAAUACAAAGGAACGAUAUUUAUUUCAUGGAACGAAAACUGACGCAGUACAAGGUAUAACUGAUUAUGGUUUUGAUGAUAGAUAUUUCAGUUCCAGUGGACGAUGGGGUCAUGGUGCCUAUUUUGCUAAUGAUCCGAGAAAAUCACAUGAUUAUACAAAUCUUAAUCCACAAGACCAAACACGCGUCAUGUUUUCCGCUAAAAUUCUUUUAGGUAUACCAUCAGUGCAGAAUACCGAUAAUACGAGUUUGAAUGCAGCACCAGUAGGGUAUCAUUCGGUUCAAGGAACAGGAGGGCAAUACGAAGAAUAUAUUGUUUAUCGAUAUGGUAAAGCUUUACCAUACUUAGAAGUUACAUAUACGGCAUAG
Molecule: messenger RNA, 615 nt
Organism: Rotaria sp. Silwood2
Lineage: Eukaryota; Metazoa; Rotifera; Eurotatoria; Philodinida; Philodinidae
Source: the annotation of a GenBank genome assembly